This is a messenger RNA of Ziziphus jujuba (common jujube), 1663 nucleotides long. RefSeq lists its product as uncharacterized. The coding region runs from base 224 to 1129 and encodes 301 amino acids. The transcript has 9 exons. The record is from RefSeq and is a predicted model, not a curated record. Lineage: Eukaryota; Viridiplantae; Streptophyta; Magnoliopsida; Rosales; Rhamnaceae.
UCAACGUAAAGAAGUAAGAAGAGGGACCAGCGGCAACUGAUGACUUUCACACACAAUUAAGAGAAAGGAGUAAAACGGCAGCGUUGAGUCUUACUUACGAACCGAACCGAACCGAACCGAACCGAAAUAGAAAUUCCGUCGUAUCGGUUGGGGUUGGGUGCGUUCCGGAAACGGCUUUGAAUCAUCACAACCGGAACAAGAAGACUGCAGGGACAAGACAAGCAUGGCAAUCGCUCAAAGUUUGCUAUUAUCUGUACUGCUGGCCUUAUCAUCCUCGUGUCUUGUCGUUCUCUCCGAAACUACGGCUUCUUCAACUGGGCAUAGCAACAACGAGAAUAUCUCUGUCUCCGAAUUGCAGAAAAUCAAGCUCAAGAUCGCCCACUUAGAGGCCGUACUAGAGGAGACCAUCCAAAAGCUGAAUGAGAAGGCGCAUUACAUUGAAGAGCAGGAGAAACUAAUUCAGCAGAUGUCGCGUAAGAUCGAUGUUUUGCAGUCUGAAGUCUUGAAACUCAGGAGUGACUCAUUACAUGCUGAUCGAAGGCUUUAUGCUCUGGAAGAAGAGGUGCAACACCUUUGGGCUGCUUCAAGAAAGAACAAUUUUGAUAUUCAUGUUCUAGCAUCUAAAGCACAGGAUGCAGAAGACAGGUUGGAGACCGUUAGCUCUCGAGUUGAAAAGAUGUCUGACAUUGUUACAGAACAAUGGAUGGAAAUUCAGCGGCUUGAGCAGGCUCUUCAUAUCACACAAACAAGGGCUUUGAGAGCUCAAAGGCAAAUAAGCUAUUCGAGGUGUUCAUUCUUGAAGUUCAUCAACCAAUUAUCUGGUGAUCAUCUUCAAAAGGUGCAUGGCAUACUGGAUCCAUAUAUUUUCUGGAAAGGAUCUACCUUCAAUUCCUAUUUUUCUCAAGGUUUGCAUCAGUUGAAAAAAGUCUUUGACGUGACUAAAAAGUAUCAUCACAAGUUGCAACGUUUCAUCAAGAAAGAAAUGGAGAAGAAUGAAUUUACUGCAUCUCUUGCCAACAAUAUAUGCAAAUUUCCAGGCUUCUGCUUUAAUUACCUUUCCAAUAAUCAGUGGUUGGAUGUUCCUCUCAUCACAAUUACGCUAGUUGGGACUUUUCCAAGUUUUGAAUGAACAGAAUUUAGUUGAAGGUUACAGAUGUAAUUCUGAUGUGUUUUGACAGAGUUGUCAGAUUUUACAUAGUAGAGAGUAGCAGCUUUACUAAUGGAACAAGAUAUCGAAUUUUCUGUACAACAGGUUGAAAGAAAGGCAUAGGAUUCGAUGCAUAUGUUAAAUGAUCCCUGCAGCUUUGCUUUUUCAUUUUGAGUUGGAUCCUUUAUGCAGUUAACCUACUCUUUUUUUCUUUUUCUUUAUGACAAAGCUCGUAAAGUGAUUAUAGACGUUUCACCCAACGGCCGUUGGUUGUUGCUUUAAACGGCCACACAAUUUUUAUCUUGUAUGUUUUUGUAUGAAUGAGUUUUAAAUGGUUGCAGCAAAUUGUAUUUAACUGAUUUCCAGUUUGAUCAUAAAUGGUGGUUCGGUAUUAUGAAUAGUCCAUAUAGAUGGAUGAUACAUUUCGGAUAUGGCAUUUAACAUGGUGAAUGGUCACUAAAUGAUGUUUAUGUUAUUUAUUUAUUUAUUUAUUUUCUUGUUAUUUUAUUAUGAGAU